Messenger RNA from Anolis sagrei ordinatus, 3455 nucleotides. Its product is annotated as snaclec alboaggregin-A subunit alpha-like. Lineage: Eukaryota; Metazoa; Chordata; Lepidosauria; Squamata; Anolidae. The record is from RefSeq and is a predicted model, not a curated record.
GGAGCUGGCACAGGAAUGAUGUUUUGGGAACUACAUUGCCUGUGGUUUCUCAGCUACAGGAAGAGCCUGUGAGGGUUUUUUGCAAGAUGCAGCAACCGUUGAGAUCCACUCCAUUACAAAUUGAUCACUGUCUUUGCGGAAAUAGACACACAGCCCACUUGAGAAAUACUGCUAAAUGACUCAACUGUCCUGCCACAUUGGAGCUGCUCCACACCAGGGAAGAACAACACAUGGAGUCCCGUAGGCCAGGGUCUGAGGUCAGUAUUGCAGAUUCUGAAAGGGAUUAUGAGAACGUUAUACCUUCAAGUUUCCUAAGAUGGCAGCAACAAGUCCCAGAACAAGCAAUGAAGGCCAAACCAGAUGUGCUCAAACCCACCACACAUACUGACAAUACAAGACAAUACAAGAGGAUUGGCCUCCUUUCCAUCUUGCUGUGCGCUUUCCUGUUAAUAGCCAUCCCUGCUUUUGUCCUGGCAACCUUGAAAUAUAUUCCUCGGUGUCCAGGUGACUGGCAAAAGUUCCAGACAAAAUGUUACUACUUCUCCAGUCAUCAGCAGACCUGGCAAGAUGCACAGAGUAUUUGCGUUAACCUUGCUGGACACCUGGUGGUGGUCCAUGACAAUGCAACUAGAAAGUUUCUAAAUCAUCAACAGAAGUCUAGCUACUGGCUUGGCCUGAGGACAUAUGCCGAAGGAGAAUGGCUUUGGGUGGAUGAUACACCUCUACAGGACAUAUCCGAGAACAAAGCUUCUAAUCGGACAACUAAAUGCAUGUAUGUCGACCACACAAAUAAUACAAGCAGAAUGACGCAAUCUUUUUGCAGUUAUUCCUUCCAUUACAUUUGUGAAAAACAGCAAGCAUAAGAAACAUUACAUUUUGUUAUAAUUUGCAGAGUUUUUUUUAAUUUUAAUUUGUGAAAAAUUAAGUAGUCUGUAAAUUAUCAUUCUCUUUAAUGGCUUCUUUUGAAAGUGUGCUCUCCCAGAGAUUGCAAUAGUGAAUAUCAAAUAUAGAGAAAGCAUGAUGUAGGUUACAGAAAUUGUGUAUCAUCUUGAAGGACUCCCCCGCCCCCUUUCCCAUUUGUGGAUUUACUUAGAAUUGCAGGAUUUGUUCACUGGAUGCAACUACCCUUCCAACUCUUCUGUCCUUCCCAUAGACAAGCCUUGAACUACAUGGCAACAUGAUUUACACCAAGAUGCAAAACAAGUCAAUUUUAGUAUCAGCCCCUAAUCCUUCUCCAAAGACAUGUACAUUAGGGUUGCAUGCAGAAUUCAUUUCCCCUGUUUCAUCCAUUCAUCUGGUAUCUUUGGUACUCCGGGAGCACAUAACAGGUAGGGCCCUCCCCCGUACAAAAACCCAACCGACACAAAAGCAAGUGGGAGCCAAUCUCAGCUCCUCCUUCCCUAUUCGGCUUGUGCUGGUACGUCUGUACCAGGAGCUCCAACUUUAUUUUCUUUCUAUUAAGUGUUUGCAUGCAUUCCAAAGUUUCAGGGAUUCUGCAAAAGGUGCCUUCCUUUGGUUUGCAGUCAUAGGGCAAGCCACCUGUCUAUCAUUGUUAAGUUUGGAUCCGCCCCUUCUCCCAGGGAGAUGGUAGGGAAGAGGGGCCAUUUUUAAUUAGUCUUAGUGAGGAAACCUAAGUUAGAGGACGUGGACAAGCUUCACCUGCAGAAAAACUUCAUUUCUCAAGACAUUCCGGGGGGAAUUCCCAAAGCUCUGGCUGGGAGCUUGCAGCCUCUCAGCCUUACAGUAUCUGAGGGAAACAGCCCUAAAGUCUUAAGAAAUUCCGGAGGGAAAACAGCUUUACAGACCCAAAGAACUCCAGCUGGAGAAUCUGCAAGCCUUUACUGGCAGGGCUACUCGGUGCCCAAGAUGCAGUUUGGAUCCGGUUAUAGUUCCCACAUCAGUAAAGCUUAGAUAAUAGACAGCCUGGGAGAGGUUAAAAAAGGGUUUUUCUCUCAAAGUAUAAGAACAGUUAAUGAAGACAGUUGCCUGUCCCUUGUGGACAAGAUUAAGGAAGCCACCAGUUGAUUUAAAGCCUUGAAGCAUUUGUUUGACUCAUUGAAGAUUUGAGAAAUAUCUGUUUAAUUUGUUCAAUAAUAAAGGACUUUGUUUAACCUUUCAAGCCAUCUAAACACAAUUUCUUCAGGAAAAUCCUUGAGGGCCUCUUUUGUGGCACCCUGGCUUCCCGCUGGGCACAUGGUGCACAUCCUAUUUCAAAAGACAAUUAUUACAGGCCCAGUGUGUGACAGAAAAUGGCUCACAGUUGAAUCUUUUUUAUUUUCCUUUAUUUUCCUAAUUGUUUUUAUUUAGUGGGACUGACUGGGAGUGGGGAUCUGAGGGAAGGUGGGUGAGGUGCGCGUGCAUGCAUGCCUGUGUUUGGCGGCUUGGAGAGUCACUCUUUUAGCUUCUUUUCCCCCUUUCCUUCCUCUCCUUCAGAAAAUACUUUUUAAAAUUAUUAUUAUUAUUAUUAUUAUUAUUAUUAUUAUUAUUAUUAUUAGUAACUCCAGCAAACAGAAAGAGAAACCUACUUCUCAUCUAGAGUAGAAAGUAGAAACAACUAAAGGAAGCAAAACCCUAAGCAGAAAGAAGAUUGCAGCCUUGCAGGCAAAACAGGGGAUUUUUCAGGUAGUCCGGGGAGGAUACAGCUCUGCUGAGUUCCCAGGUCAUCACUCUUCCCUGGGCCUCCUUAAAAUGCCUCUUGGAAAGCUGCUUUCCAAGCAUGCUGGUGCUGUUGAGAGAAAGCAUGUGGGCCUGCCUCACCUGCAGCCAAGCACCUCUUCUCUAGGGUAGAAAAAAGCUUUAAGAAUAAGAAGCCUCCUUAAAACACACGCCUGCCUGCAGCUGAGCGCCUCUCUUCUAGAGUACAGCUUAAAUGCCUAAAAUGAGGGGAAGGGGAGCCUAGGAUGCCCUCCCCCCAUAAUGGGCUGAUAGAAAACUGAUCUUUCAGAACCCCGAGAGCAAAAACAGUUAUCUGGACCCCCAUCGAAACAGUUAUCGGGACCUCCAUCGAAAGUUGGGACACUAACCAGUUCAUGGUUUAUCCGGAUUGCACUACUCUAAUGUACCUUCAGAUCCAUUGUCUGGUUUUGAGGGCUUUAAAAUGAUAUUAUUUGUGGCAUUUGAAUUGUUUUGGAACAACAGUAUAUGUCAUCACUAAUGUCUCCACUAUAUGACCAGAAGUAGUGGAUACAGUGUGAGCAAAUUCAGGGAGGAGUCAAAGUGGAAUGGGGGUGGGUGGGUUUGGGGUCCAGAUCUAGCCCAGAUUAUACCUGUGAGCUGCAGGUCCCCAUCCAUGGAUCUACAUUGUGGCGUAGAUAUUGUCCAACACAUCUUAUGAACUAUUUUAGUGGCUUUAACCAUCUCCACUGAAUACUCACCCUUUUCCUCUGUACCACCUUUUUGUAGUUGUUUUUACAAUGCUGUUAUAUCUCAUUAAAGUUGAUCUCACUUUUUUAAUA